Molecule: messenger RNA, 1734 nt
Organism: Osmerus eperlanus (European smelt)
Lineage: Eukaryota; Metazoa; Chordata; Actinopteri; Osmeriformes; Osmeridae
Product: holocytochrome c-type synthase-like
Exons: 7
Coding region: 173-1009 (278 amino acids)
Biological process (GO): cytochrome c-heme linkage
Cellular component (GO): mitochondrion
Molecular function (GO): holocytochrome-c synthase activity
Source: RefSeq, a predicted model, not a curated record
AUGCUGUGUGUGUAAAACGAAAACGUCUCCGUCACAAGUUACGUACUAAACGUCAAUACGUAACUAACCCUUGCGCAGUGCACUGUGGGAAGUGUCCUGCACGUUGACUUUGGGGAAGCAGUGAAGCACUGGUGAUUUCUAAGUUAAGCUUGGACAAGGCUGGCGAGUCAGGAUGGGAGCCACUAUGUCUAGUCCAACACCCACCGUCCAGGCGGAGGCUGUGAUGGUGCCCCCUUCUUUCAGCGUGGGGGUCGCCCCUCCCCAGGGCUGCCCCAUGCACCAGGAGACCGUCAAAGUGGCGCCCCCUGCAGAGUGCCCCAUGCACCAGGCAGCAGAGGAGAAGCAGCCAGCAGCUCCAGCAGCCCCGCCUCACCAGGACAGGGCCUACGAGUUUGUGGAGUGUCCUAUGAGGGCCGCAGCCGGCGCCAAGAGUGACAUCGACCCCACUAACAUGAUGCCACCUCCUAACCAGAUACCAGCCCCAGACCAGCCCUUCGCUCUGCCCCAGGCCAGGCAGGAGUCUAAGAUACCCCGCGCCGGGUCGGAGAAGAACUGGGUCUACCCCUCCGAACAGAUGUUCUGGAACGCCAUGCUGCGCAAGGGGUGGCGCUGGAGAGAGGAUGACCUAGGUCCUCAGGACAUGUCAAACAUCAUCAAGAUCCACAACCAGAACAACGAGCAGGCCUGGCAGGAGAUCCUCAAGUGGGAGGCCCUUCAUGCCCAGGAAUGUCCUUGUGGCCCCUCCCUGAAGAGAUUCGGAGGCAAAGCCAAGGAGUUCUCCCCGAGAGCUCGCAUGCGUCACUGGAUGGGAUAUGAGUUACCUUUCGACCGCCACGACUGGAUCGUGGAUCGCUGUGGGAAGGAGGUGCGUUACGUUAUCGACUACUACGACGGCGAGAUCAACAAGGACACCUAUGAGUUCUCCAUCCUGGACGUCCGUCCCGCCUUCGACUCCAUGGAUGCCGUCUGGGACCGGAUGAAAGUGGCCUGGUGGCGGUGGACCUCCUAGACGCGCGCUCGGCACGUUGGCACAGGAUGAGGACUUUUGGUGACGACGCCCUCUGUCGGAGACACCGCGUUUCAAUACGAAGAUCUACGUGUCACCUGUCUGCUGUACUCGCAUUGUAUGUCAUUACUCUCACAAGCAGUAGCAGCUUGACAAUUCUAAUCAUAUUGAUUUCUGUGUGCCAGGUGCUCUAGGUGCUUUCUGGAGUGCAGGUGAGCGUGUGUGUGUGUGACCAUGCUUGUUUAAGGAUAGCUGGAGGAGAGACAGUUUUCUGGGUCCAUAACCCCACCUGGGUCACUUGUCUGCCCCUGUCAACGAGUGGAUAUAGAAUUGAACAGUCUGUGUGAUUGAUUUAAUGAAACCUCCUUGCCCCUGAAAUGAAAGCUGUGACGAAUUGCAUCCAGUUGAAAUGUGAUCAUUGAUUGGACCCCAGGUCUGGUUCUGUUGUCUCUGUAUGAUGUCAGGAGGGUAGAGCUCAGUGGGUAGAGCAUAAGGAUUGCAGAUCAAGGGGUCAAAGCUAAAUUAAGACAUUAUUAGUGUUAUUAUUGCGCAGAACUGCUUUGUUCAAAAAGUGAGGAUUGCGGGUGUGUUCGUUUCAGCCUAGAUAGUUCCCCUCUCCCCUUUUCCCUAUUUUUUAUAUUGGUCAGUGUGUGCUGUGCUAAGGUUUGGUCAAACGGUGAAGAUUUAAGUUAAAUACAUUUUUGUGAUAAAGAACUCACUAUACACUA